AUGGAGAAAAAAACUAAAAUUCCACCAUUGAUGAAUGCUGUGAAAGACGAAAAAAUCACAGAAAUUACUCCUUCCUCAUCGUCGUCGUCGCAUCAAAGGGAAACAAACCUCAUUGAUCUGACAAUAGACAUCCAAAUCAAUAUCCUCACCCGAUUAUCAAUGAAAUCCCUCUUUCAAUUCCGAUCCGUCUGCAAAUCGUGGCGUACUCUGUUAUUAACACGUGAAAUCGCCGUUCAUUUGGAUCAAGUUUCCGAUAAGAUAUACACACUGACGACAAAUGCUGACGAAUUGUGGCUUCGCGGGAUUCGUAGAUUUAAAAUUCCGAUCGAAUUGCAAUCCCUAGAAUUCAUGCUAUUGGAGCCUGUUAAUGGAAUUAUCUGUAUUAUUGGGCCUGUAUCUUCUCAUGUUACUUUUGCUUACUUAUGGAAUCCUUUAACGAAUGAAUUCAAACAUUUGCCUAAACCAAAUGUUCAAAUGGGAUAUGUUGCUGUUGGUUUCGGGUUCGGAUUUGCUCCAAAAAGCAAUGAUUACAAAGUAGUGAGGGUAGUUCAACAUGAGAGGAAAUUCGAUUCGCAUGCUGAGGUUUACUCGUUGAAUCGAGGUUCAUGGAGGAGAGUUAAAGAUGAUUCGUGUUCGAGUAGUAGUGCCUGGAUGAAUAGAAUUCUCCAAGGUGUUGUAACUGUUGAUCUGGAGAAUGAAGUGACUACUGAGGAGGAACGUAUGAGCUUCGAUCAUAAAAAUCACCAGGCAGAUCAUAGAAGGAAGCAUUGUAGAACAAACACUUGGAGAGAUAACAGAGAUGCUAUAUUGUUGACUCUUCCUGUAGACGAACUGGUUUUAUCCGAGAGACCACGUAGCAAGAAAUAUAGCUACAGAUCAUCAAUAAAAUUCGAUUUUUCUGGGAGCCUUGUUUCACUCAGCAGAAAUCAUGACAAUCUUGGCAAAUAG
Molecule: messenger RNA, 948 nt
Organism: Solanum tuberosum (potato)
Lineage: Eukaryota; Viridiplantae; Streptophyta; Magnoliopsida; Solanales; Solanaceae
Product: putative F-box protein At1g47790
Exons: 2
Coding region: 1-948 (315 amino acids)
Molecular function (GO): protein binding
Source: RefSeq, a predicted model, not a curated record